AGAUUCAUGGAUAAGGACCUGUCUGUGCUGCAUGGGAUGGCACAUUUGACCAGCUGAAUGAACAUCUCCCUUAUGCACUGCGCAAUUUGGACGAAACUAAGAUAACGGAGAGGACACAGGAUCAGGGUCGUUGACGCUGAGAAUGUUUUCCAGCUUCGUCUAACUUUGAAAUCAGAAUAAUGUCUUUUUCCUGGAGUAGAUGGUCCUUCUCUAUGUGGAUGUUUGCUGCUGCAGUGGUUGCGCUCACCGCUGGUUCUUCAGGACCUGACCUGGACCGGGGCGCAGGGAGAACGGGAUCAUCCUCCUGCUUUGGUGGCUUUGAUCUGUACUUUGUUCUCGACAAAUCUGGGAGCGUGCAGAAUCACUGGAUGGAAAUAUACCACUUUGUUGAACACCUCGCCUAUAAAUUCAUCAGCCCACAGUUACGAAUGUCGUUUAUUGUCUUCUCCACAGAGGGGAGGAUUUUAAUGAGCCUGACUGAAGACAGGGAGCGCAUUCGUAAAGGACUGGAGGAGCUGCAGGGGGUGCUUCCUGGAGGAGACACAUUCAUGCAUGAGGGGAUUCUCAGGGCUAGUGAGCAGAUUUACUAUGGGAACACUGAAGGUUAUCGCACUGCUAGUGUCAUUAUUGCUCUGACAGAUGGAGAGCUGCAUGAGGAUCUGUUUUACUAUGCAGAGAGGGAGGCCAAUCGCUCCAGAAGCCUGGGUGCCUCUGUUUACUGUGUGGGAGUGAAGGACUUUGAUGAAACACAGCUGGCAAAGAUUGCAGACAGCAAGGACCACGUCUUCCCUGUAAAUGACGGCUUUGCAGCGUUACAAGGAGUCAUCGAUUCAAUCUUGAAAAAGUCCUGCAUUGAGAUCUUGGCAGCAGAGCCAUCCAGUAUCUGUGCAGGAGAGUCUUUUCAGGUGGUGGUGCGGGGAAAUGGUUUUCUUCAAACUCAUAAUGUGGAUAAGGUCCUGUGCAGCUUCCGCAUCAAUGACACUGUGACAAAGACAGUCAAACCUCUUGUGGUGGAAGACACAUAUCUGCUCUGUCCUGCACCAGUACUCCAAGAUGAAGGAAUGGCUGCAAAUCUUUAUGUCAGCAUGAAUGAAGGCCUGAGUUUUAUCUUAAGCCCGGUUACCAUCACAACUGUUGGCUGUUCUGAUGGGACCAUCCUGGCCAUAGCGCUCCUCAUCUUGAUGAUCCUGCUGGUCCUGGCCCUCCUCUGGUGGUUCUGGCCUCUGUGCUGCACUGUGAUCAUACAUGAGCCCCCUCCACCGCCUGCAGAGGAGAGCUCGGAUGAUGAAGACUUUGAUGGGCCUAAGAAAAAAUGGCCAACUGUUGAUGCCUCUUAUUAUGGAGGAAGAGGAGUUGGAGGAAUCAAAAGGAUGGAGGUGCGCUGGGGAGAGAAAGGCUCCACUGAAGAAGGAGCCAAACUGGAAAAAGCCAAAAAUGCAAAAGUAAAGAUGCCUGAUCAUGAAUACGUGUCUGCUUCUCCAACACGAGUCCUCAACAACGGCAUGCACAGACCCCUCAGACCUCAGAAGUGGUACUCACCUAUACAGACCAAGCUGGAUGCAUUGUGGGUACUUCUGAAAAAAGGCUACGACCGUGUAUCGAUAAUGAGGCCUCACCCGGGUGAAAAGGGGAGAUGCAUAAACUUCACCCGAACCAAGUCCCCACCUACAUGUCCCUCAAGCUACAACCACCCUUGCCCGAUCUACAGCCCUCCGAGCAUCAGCCCCCCUGCCCCACUGGGAACUCUUCCUCCAGCACCCAUGGGACCUCCGCCACCCCCCUCAUCACCCAUGGGCCCUCCACCCUACAGUGCAGCACCCAGCCAUACUCUUCCUUUGACGGGCUUACUCAUCCCUGCACCACCUUUAACGUCAUCCCCUCCUGCCUCCCCAACCUCCUCACUCCCCCCUCCUCCAUUAGGACCACCCCCAGGACGAGCUCCGCCCCCGUCUCGACCUCCACCACGGCCUGGACUGUAGAAAGAAUUACAACAUUACAGCCAGUAUUGAUUGUAGCAAUAAUUAUGUGAACUGUUACUGCAGAGGGUGAAACACCUGGACUUGUCUGCAGUGAUUUGUAAGAUCAAAAGUGCAAUCUCUCUUAUGCUUGAAUUUCAAAAACCUUUUUAGACAGUAGUAAUGGAGAACACCGGACUGAUGAACAUGUCUCUCCAUUAUCCUGGAGCUGCUGUCUUUUGUAAUUUGACAUGACAACACAAAACUGGCCAUUUUUUUGGAACAGCACAAUGCAAAACAAUGUGUAUUUCUACAAAACUGCACAAUAUAUUUGAGAAUCAAGUGGAUUAUGAAGCAUACAUUUUUAAUCUUGCAUGCAAUCGUUCUUGAAUUUCUUAUUUUCAGUGUUUUGUAUUUUUACCUAAACUUCUUUCACUUGCAUUAAUUUGUGUGUUUCUACACGCUGACUGCAAAAAAUAAGACUAUAAUAAGCUUCAGCUUUGUAAAGAGCAAAAUGUCCAUGCAGCAGUCACCAUAUGUGGUGUGGAUUCAUUCACUGACAGUGAAAACGUUUUGUUUAGAACUCCAAAUGUGUGAUUUUGGAUUUAUUCAUCACUUGAGGGCAAUACUAUGCUAUUACCAUUUUUUGGUUUUUUUUAAGAUUUAGUUUCUAAAUUGCAGAUCCAGCUGUGUAACAUAUACAACUCACCAAAUCACAUUAACUCACCAUUAAUGUAAUUUAUUGUUCAAAAGGGUCCAAUAUGUAAAAAGGUAGCAGUUGCUUCAAAGAGCACUGCUUAAAAUGUGUUUAAUAGACUCACUUUUGAAUGAAUUAGAUUUGUGCUUUUUGACAGUGAAGAAAAGGAAAGUGGAAUACAUUUCAUUGUGUGUCAAA
Periophthalmus magnuspinnatus is the source of this 2850-nucleotide messenger RNA. RefSeq names its product ANTXR cell adhesion molecule 1a (gene antxr1a). The transcript has 18 exons. Gene Ontology annotation, cellular component: membrane. NCBI's taxonomy places the organism in Eukaryota, Metazoa, Chordata, Actinopteri, Gobiiformes, Gobiidae. Gene Ontology annotation, molecular function: signaling receptor activity. The coding region runs from base 180 to 1979 and encodes 599 amino acids. The record is from RefSeq and is a predicted model, not a curated record.